Molecule: messenger RNA, 1612 nt
Organism: Colias croceus (clouded yellow)
Lineage: Eukaryota; Metazoa; Arthropoda; Insecta; Lepidoptera; Pieridae
Product: beta-1,3-glucan-binding protein-like
Exons: 9
Coding region: 34-1458 (474 amino acids)
Biological process (GO): carbohydrate metabolic process
Molecular function (GO): carbohydrate binding; hydrolase activity, hydrolyzing O-glycosyl compounds
Source: RefSeq, a predicted model, not a curated record
CUUUGCUUACUCAUCUUUGGCCUCAGUGGGAAAAUGGCGUUUACGCUGUUCGGUCGCGUCUUAAUUCUAUUUUUAGUGUCAGCUGGUGCAUCCGGACAGUUCAACAUACCUGAUGUGACGAUACAGGCCUUAAAACCCAAGGGCAUACGGGUGUCAAUACCAGAUGAUUCCUCACUAUCACUAUUUGUAUUCCAAGGGAAUGUAAAUAGAGGUAUAAAAAACACCGAUGUUGGUCAAAUAACAGGAGAAAUCACAGCGCCAAAACGCGGGAAAUGGGUGUUUGAAGACCUCAAUAUAGACCUUAAACCUAAUGACGUCAUCAACUAUUACGUUUAUGUGGUUAGCAAUAGAAAGGGCUAUUUUAAAGAUAACCUUUCAUUUACUGUUAAAGAACUGGUGGACCCAUCAGCUCCAGCAUCAUCCCCAGGAUGUCGCAGUACUCUGACACAAGUGAGAGAUGGCAAAGCGUGUGCCGGCCAAGUUAUAUUUGAAGACAACUUUGAUAGACUUAACGAAGAUUUGUGGUACAUCGAACAGUAUGUGCCGGAACAACCUGAUUAUCCGUUUGUAUCCUACCAACGUCCACCGAAAAGUCAAACAGUAUCAGUUAAGAAUGGUAAUUUGGAAAUAGCACCUCAACUUCUUCAAAACUUUCCUGGAUUUUCGAAUAACUCGAUUUACUCUGGUACUCUAGAUUUAAUGAGUGGCUGCACAAGUAGAUCAACAUAUUCAUCGAAAUGUAGUACAAGUGCUUGGGGAGCAAAUAUACUGCCUCCAGUUGUCAGCGGAAGAUUGACUUCAAAGCUGUCCUUUAAAUACGGUCUCGUGGAAGUCCGGGCGAAAUUACCUCGAGGCGAUUGGAUAUUUCCAGAUAUCCUGUUAGAGCCUGUAUUGAACAAAUACGGGUUCAUGAACUAUGCAUCAGGAAUAAUAAGGAUAGCUGGUGCACGGGGGAACAGUGAAUUGAUGUUUGGCAAUGAUAAUAUUGGAAAUCAGGUUCUAUAUGGAGGACCGAUUAUGGAUUUCAAUUGCCGUCAAUACCUCAUCAGGACCAAAUAUUCUGGGAAUCCUUGGUCUAACGACUUUCAUCUCUAUGCUGUACUGUGGGAACCCACUCGAAUAACCUUAACAGUGGAUGGUAUAGAAUGGGCUCGUGUGGAGCCCACAACAAAUGGACUGCAGGGACAGCUGCCCCGGGACUGUCAGCUACCACGCGACCUCCUCAACACUGGGACCAGCAUGGCUCCGUUUGAUGAUUAUUUCUAUACAACAUUAGGGGUGUCAGCUGGUGGAAUAUCCGAGUUUCCAGAUGGCAUCUACACAUCCGGGUCUCGUUUGAAGCCUUGGAGGAAUCGAGGUCGGAAGGCGAUGCUCAACUUCUGGCAAGAUAUGGACGCCUGGUGGCCGACAUGGUCACAACCAUUGGUCAUUGACUACGUACGAAUUAAAGCCCUUUAGAUUUACGUUAGGAUUUAGUCGAAUAGUAAUUGUUCUUUAUCACCUGUAAAGGAUUUUUUAUGAAUGAAAAAAUAUGCAAAAAUCUUUUUUAUUUGUAUAAAAUACUUUAUAGUUUUACAAAUGAAUUGUUAUCAAUAAAACAUUUUGAAAAAUA